Fusarium falciforme is the source of this 465-nucleotide messenger RNA. Its product is annotated as Putative membrane protein. The record is from RefSeq and is a predicted model, not a curated record. NCBI's taxonomy places the organism in Eukaryota, Fungi, Ascomycota, Sordariomycetes, Hypocreales, Nectriaceae. The coding region runs from base 1 to 465 and encodes 154 amino acids. Gene Ontology annotation, cellular component: endoplasmic reticulum. The transcript is spliced from 2 exons.
AUGGCGUCUCCUAAGCCAGCUAGAGACUAUGUCUACUUGCUCGUCGUGCUCUUGCACUUGAGUGCGAUGCUUGGCGUUGAUUUUGUCCCAUUCUACCCCCAGUCUCUCUGCCAACCCCCAGGCUCACCUCUUCACUUUCUCGUUGCCUAUCGCCAGUGGUACAUUACCACCAUGUCUGACCCGUACUACCAUAUUGAGACUCCUGGACACUUCUUCGAUUUCCUUGUCUAUGUCGAGCUGCUGGUGCAGUUCCCCAUUGCUUUGUAUCUCACUCGAGCACUGCUGUCGAAACAGCGUCUCUCUGGUCCUGGUGAGCUUGCAGCCAGUGUCUACGGUAUAGUCACCGGUCUCUGCACAGCCAUUGUGUGUCACAACAUGUAUCACCUAGGUCCUGAGGUCAUCAGUCAUGAGGCCAAGCAGACUCUAUUGUAUGCGGCAUACCUACCAUAUGCCGUGCUGCGUUAG